Fraxinus pennsylvanica is the source of this 1941-nucleotide messenger RNA. The record is from the annotation of a GenBank genome assembly. Lineage: Eukaryota; Viridiplantae; Streptophyta; Magnoliopsida; Lamiales; Oleaceae.
AUGCCUCUUCUGUUGAAAAUUAGUCUAAGAAACUGCAGUUUACAAGGGCCAAUUCCUAACUGGAGCAAUAUGCCUUCUAUUGCAUAUAUAGAUAUGAGCCUAAACCAGCUUAAUGGAUUGAUACCAGCAGGUGACCUUUCUGAGAAUAUCACUACUAUUGAUUUAUCCUACAACAAUCUUAAUGGAACUAUCCCUGCCAGCUUCUCAAGGCUUCCUUAUCUGCAGAAAUUGUCACUGGCAAACAAUUCACUGAGUGGUUCUGUCCCAUCCACCAUUUGGCAAAAUAGGACUCUUAAUGAAUCUGAGAGACUGUCCUUGGAUUUUCAGAACAAUAUGUUUUCGAAUAUAUCUGGCAGUCUUGCCCUCCCUCUGAAUGUCACCAUUAGGCUUCACGGAAAUCCCAUAUGCUUAAGCGGCAACUUUGUUCAAUUCUGUGGAUCCCAAGACGAAGGUUUCAGCGAUAUCUUGAACAAAACAGAUGCCGGAGAGUGUAUAUCGUCAUGUCCACCUUCUUACGAGUUAGCUCCACCAUCUCCUGAUUCACUUUGCUUUUGUGCUGUACCUCUGCUGGUAGGAUAUCGCUUGAAGAGUCCCGGGUUUUCAGAUUUUCGCCCAUAUAUUAAUAUAUUCGAGAAGCACCUAAGUGAUGGUAUGGAAUUGCAUAUUUAUCAGCUCAAAAUUGAUUCGGCUGAAUGGCAAGAGGGACCUCGACUGAGAAUGUACCUGAAGAUUUUUCCAGUGUAUGUUAACCACACAACAUUCAAAUUUAAUGAAAGCGAGGUCACACGAAUUCGUAGCUUGUUUAGUGGAUGGAAUAUUCCUUUUGAGGAGGUGUUUGGACCUGUUGAGCUUCUCAACUUCACACUUCUGUAUCCUUACAGAGAUGAAUUUUCCUCAUCUUCAUCUGGUAUAAGCAAGGGGGCACUAGCUGGAAUUGUACUCGGAGCAAUAGCUGGAUCAGUUACCUUAUCAGCCUUUGUGGCACUUUUCAUCUUGAAAAUGCACAUGAAGAAACUUCAUACAGCUUCAAAACGACGUCCAUCAUCAAGGAUCUCCAUCAGAAUCGAUGGUGUGAAAGAUUUCACUUAUGGUGAAAUGGCACAUGCAACAAAUAAUUUUGCUAACUCAAGUGUUGUCGGACAAGGAGGUUAUGGAAAAGUUUACAAAGGUAUUCUUGCUGAUGGAACCGAAGUGGCCAUAAAACGAGCUCAGGUGGGAUCAUUACAGGGUGAAAAGGAGUUUCUUACUGAAAUAGAACUAUUGUCGAGGUUACAUCAUAGAAACCUCGUGCACUUGUUGGGAUAUUGUGAUGAAGGAGGUGAACAGAUGUUGAUCUAUGAGUUCGUGUCUAAUGGUACUUUGAGAGAUCACCUAUCUGGGAAGUUUAAAUUGCCUUUGAGUUUUGCUAUGAGAGUUGCUGAUUUUGGACUAUCACGGUUAGCUCCAGUUCCUGAGCUUGAAGGAGGCAUGCCUUCUUAUGUAUCAACAGUUGUAAAGGGGACUCCGGGAUAUCUUGAUCCAGAGUAUUUUUUAACUCACAAGUUGACGGACAAAAGAAUGCACCCAAUUUCACAUGGGAAAAACAUUGUUCGGGAGGUCAACAUUGCAUAUCGUUCGAGUGUGAUCUUUUCUGUUAUCGAUGAAGAAAUGGGAUCUUAUCCUUCUGAAUGCGUGGAGAAGUUCAUAGAUCUGGCUCUUAAGUGCUGCCAAGACGAGACAGAUUCCCGGCCUUCAAUGGCAGAAGUGGUUAGAGAACUUGAGAACAUAUGGCUCAUGACACCUGAGUCGGACACCAAGAUAUCCGAAUCCAAAGUCACUGAUCCCAGAAAGGAUAUCACUCCGCCAUCUUCAUCUACUUCACUAAAGCAUCCAUACGUUUCACAAGAUAUCUCAAGUAGUGAUCUUGUGAGUGGAGUUAUUCCCACUGUUACACCGAGGUGA